Messenger RNA from Oncorhynchus tshawytscha (Chinook salmon), 5486 nucleotides. RefSeq names its product sorbin and SH3 domain-containing protein 1-like. The record is from RefSeq and is a predicted model, not a curated record. The transcript has 28 exons. Gene Ontology annotation, molecular function: protein binding. Gene Ontology annotation, cellular component: nucleus; cell-substrate junction; cytoplasm. NCBI's taxonomy places the organism in Eukaryota, Metazoa, Chordata, Actinopteri, Salmoniformes, Salmonidae. Gene Ontology annotation, biological process: cell-substrate adhesion. The coding region runs from base 321 to 5048 and encodes 1575 amino acids.
GACCCCCUUGUUGGUCUGGUUCAAGGUCAGAACUGGGCACCUAAAGCAGAGGGUGCAGGGGCCAGUCCGUAUCACCUCACCCAGUUAGUCUCAGAAGACUGAGGAGAGAGAGAGAUCUUAAAGAGGGACUGUCUGGAGUCUUGUAGGCUGUUGUGACUGUCUGAGAGAGCUACCUACUCAAGGCUGGUUGAUCUGGUUUGCAAAGAAUCUUGUUGGGCUGACCAACAGAGGGCAGUGUGAGAUUUGAACAAUCCUACAUUCCUCUGGUCUCCUCAGGUCCUCGCUGUUUGUCUGCAGUCAGAAUCACCCCUCUGACAAGCAUGAAAGGCUCUCCUGACCUAAUUCCGGCUGCAGAGCUGGACCCUACAAGGGUGUGUAAAGGGAAGGGGGUCGUGACUCUGAGGGCCACUCUGGUCCACAUAGACGACGAGGACUGCGUCAGUAAAGAAUCCAACGUCGAAACAGCACCAAGUAGUUGGAUCGGCCAGAUCAAUGGAGACAGCUCUCUAACAGGAUUGGCUGAGGGAUGCUUCCAUGACAUCACAGCUGAUUUACCUACAGUCAACAGAACUCAACCCCAGGGAAGUUCUCCUGUGAGCACAGAAGAACGCCAGUUUCUUGCCUUUGACAUUCAGAACCAUAUUACAUCGACAAAGGCUCCCUCUGCCUACCCAUCCACCACCAAAACGGUCAACCCAACCAUAGUUCUGCUACAACACAACAGAGACCCCACCCCAGAGAGGGACAAAUUGUCUGAUCCAGGACCUGUAGUUGGGGCAGAGAGAGAACAGAGCCAACACCCAGAUAUGGACGGCAAGAGGAUGAGGUUCUCACAAUCCCCUGUCUUGGGCCCAUUGAACCAGCCCAACCUGCCAGUACGGAACACAGAGAAGUCCAAGGACUGGUACAAGAACAUGUUUAAACAAAUACACCGAAUUCCAGAACCUGUUGAGGAAAACCCAUACCGCCCCACCUACAUAUUCCCUGAAUUCUAUGAUCCUAGACAGAUGAAAACCACAGAUGAUGGUCCCUCCCCCUACGGUUUUGUGGAAGAUGUGAAAGGGGUCCCACGGUCAAAAAGUGCUGCUGAAGUUGACCAUAGGUUGUCUAUGCCUGUGCCAACCCGGUCCUCCUCCCUCAAACCUUCCAAAAGGAACGAGUGGGAGCCCCCUGACAAAAAGGUAGACACCAGGAAGUACCGUGCCGAGCCCAAAAGCAUCUUCGAGUACGAGCCGGGAAAAUCAUCGGUGCUGAAACUGGAGAGAAAGACUCAGGACAUAAGUCCAGAAGAUGUACAUUUAGAGAAUGAGCCUUGGUAUAGAUUCUUUUCAGAGAUGGAUUUUGAUGAAGCGACAAAAGAGAGGCCCUCUGUGAGGGACACCAGCUCAUUGGCUGAGCCCAGUGACAGCCCCCUCCCCGCAUGGGCGCCCCUGACCGAUGCACGCCCCCCCUCACUGCCGCUUGUUUUCUCCAACUUGCAAGCGUGCCAAAACACACGCUUGCUCCUCCAUGUAAAAGCUUCGUUCAGCAGAGCUAACAAUCCCAGGCUUUGGAGACACUUCAGACAGACACACGAGAAAGAGAAAAGAGAGCCAGUCACCACAGCUAAUGCUCCUGCUUCUAUUCUAGUUGGAAGAGACCUUCCUGUGGAUUUAUCAAUGACUUCUUUGUUUGGUCUGUUGCAGAGUGCCCCCUCUUUUAGCCCCCUGGAAACACCCGCCGAACUACAGCAGUACUCCGGUUGUAAGGCCGGACACAGCGAGGUGGAGAAGGACGAAGGAUCAUCCAGCGGCGAGCCAGCAGCCCCAGAAUGUGACCGCCAUGUUUACAAGAGCGUCCUGGAGGGCGGCGACAUUCCCCUGCAAGGUCUGCGGGCCAUCAACAAGCGCCAUGCCAGCACCUCCUCCAAAGUGGAUUAUCAAGGUGGGAAUGGCUAUAUAAUUUCACCAUGCUCUUCUGUAAAUAGUCGAUCAGUUCUUGCCAGUAAUGCCCUAGGUUACCAGUGUAAGAAUAAGAAGCCCUUAUCUGCUGCCAAAGCCUGCAUACCCCAAAUCCUCCCCUCUAAGUUCAAACCUAAGCUGAUACCCCCUAGUGUUGACAGCCAGGACAGGAGGACUGCGCCUGCCAGGCACCCAAAGGCACACAGCUGUGAGGAUAUAUACACAGGGAGCACAGGCGCAGAGGCCCAGGAGAGCGGACUAAACUCAAACACACACAAAAACUCUAAUGGUCUCCCCCUUGACUCUGAGGCUGGUUUAAAUAAUGGCAGCCCUGCGACUAGAAGGAGCACAUCUGAGUUCUCCACCCUGUACCGGAACAUGCACAGCAUCCAGAGGCCAUCCUGCUCAGUGGGCUCCAGCCCCCACGGGAGUGUCCGUAGCCUGACCUCCCUGUUCGAGAAGGUGGGGGUCAAUGGAACUGAUGGGGAGGGAGAUGAGGCAGGGGAGAACAUUCCCAGGCGGGACGCCGUGUCGUCGCGGGUGUCAGAGUUUGAACUGAUCAUCCAGCGCUCCAGCCCGUCUCCCACACGCUCCUCCUCCAUGCCAACACUACCCACAGGCCAGAGCCUCACCCACAACCACAGCCCCGCCGACCUCUUCAUGGCGUCCGCUGUCUCGGCUGAGUCGCUGAUGGUCACUGUCCCAGGGCACACUGGGCAGACAGAGGGCUGCCCUCUCGAGGACACAGACGGCAAGGCAGCCCGAGACAAGGCGUUUCUGUCAGGCAGCGAGAUGGUGGGAUCCUCUGAGUACAGUGACACACUGAGAGCCGAGUCCCUCUCUGGGACUGAGUCUGAGACAGAGCAGCACGGCCCCACAGAGAAAGCCCCAGUACCAACAGAGAAAGCCCCAGUACCAACAGAGAAACCCCCAAAGGUCACUAUCUCCAGAACCUCAAACAGUCCCCCAGCACCAGUCACCCCGUCCGCUUCCCCACACAACCACCACCACCAUAAACCCAGCAGCAAGUGCAAAGGCUCCUGCCCUGCCUCCUAUACCCGCUUCACCACUAUCCGGCGGCACGAGAGGCAGCAGCAGGCUACGGCCCAGCAGGACAAACUGUCUACCCAGGAGAAAAUAAAGAACUCCUCCUCUCUCCCCUCAAACCUCUUCCUCAUGGGCCCUGCACCGUUCAAGGUGAAGAGGCCUCUCCGGUCUCACCAGGCCAAAAAGACUCUCUCAGCCACUAAGGUGAUGACAGGUCAAAUGUCACAGACAAAUGUCUAUGAUCCCAGGCCCCUCAUUCCACCGCGCCUCUCUUCCUUGGAGUUGCUGGAGAAGCUGGGCAACGGGGAAGGUGCACCGUCCGACAGUGACAACAACCUGACUAAUAGGGGAGUCUUGGACGCCAAUGGGAAUCUUCUGCAGCCGCUAGCAGCUCACCGCAGAGAUUCAGAGUCCUUGACCCAAGGAGACCUUGGUGACGGCCUGGAUGAGGUGGUCAGGAGACGCCAUGGAGAUAAAGAGAAAAUUUUGGAAGAGCAACGGCGGCUGAAGAGGGAGCAGGAGGAGGCUGACACAGCAUCGAGGCGACACACGGGAAUUGUUCCCACCCACCAUCAGUUCAUCACUAACGAACGUUUCGGAGACCUGCUCAACAUCAACAUCAAUGACGCAGACAAGAGGAAAUCCGGGUCAGAGAGAACUCCAGCCCUGGCUCGGUUUGACUUCAGAGCGGAGACUCUAAAGGAGUUACCAUUUCAAAAGGGAGACAUUGUGUACAUCAUUCGACAGGUGGAUAAUAAUUGGUUUGAAGGGGAGCAUCACGGCAGAGUCGGCAUCUUCCCGCGGAGUUAUGUUGAGCUCCUUCCCCCCACGGAGAAGGCCCAGCCAAAGAAGAGUGCCCCAGUGCAGGUGCUGGAGUAUGGAGAGGCCAUUGCACGCUUCAACUUUACAGGGGACACGGUGGUGGAGAUGUCAUUCAGAAAGGGAGAGAGGAUCAUCCUGAUUCGCAGGGUCGAUGAGAACUGGUACGAGGGCAAAGUCUCUGGCACCAAUCGCCAGGGUAUAUUCCCAGUCACCUACAUAGAGGUGCACAAACGACCCAGAGUAAAGAAUGGAUUGGAUUACCCAGACCCCCCCAUUGGCCAAUCACCUCACCGCAGCCUCAAUGCUUCCCCUCAGCUGAACCGUGUCCGUAACAACCGGCUCACCACAUCCCCCCUGCCCCUCCCCCGCUCCCCCCGCCGCUCUGUGUCCCCCGAGGUCCAUGCCAUCUCCUCUGAGUGGAUCUCCCUGACCAUAGGGGGUGCCAGCCCCCCACUGCCCCCACCCCUCCUCUACCCCCGCUCCCUCUGUGUCUUACCGCUGGGGCGAGUACCUGCCCCCUCCAAGUCUGCCAGCCCUGUGCCCCCAUCUGCGGCAGCCCCUAUUGCAUCUCCCCCAUGGCCUCCCCCUCCGCCUCCCCCUGCCCCCGCCCUACCCGCCCCGCCCUGGCUCGGCCACCCCUUUCCUCACCUUCACCCCGCCCCAGGGGGAGGACUUCCUGCUUUCCCCUCCCUCUCCUCGUCUGUCCCGCAGCCUGAGCCCCUGUGGAGGGGCGGGCCUGGAGAGCUGGUUGACAGGGGCCAGCCCCUUGAGCAUCCUGGAGAGGGAUUUGAUGGAGGGGGAGGGGGCAGAGGGAGACAGGGGCACUGGCCGCGAAGCCCUGGGCAGCUGGCGAAAUACACGCUGUUGGAAAUGAAUUGCAUCUUCCAGACAUCACCCACUGGGUACACACUGCUGCUGAAGAAUGACAGUGACUACCAUGGAAGAACCUCCAGAAGCCCUGUCAUGUUGUUUGACAUCCAGGACAACAACAUGAAUGCUAACUCAUUCACGCAACCCCAGUCCCACAGCAGCAGCCCGGAGCCAAGCCGUCUCAGCUGUGGAAUUUUCCAGGCUUUGUACAGUUAUGUGCCACAGAAUGAAGAUGAGCUGGAGCUGCAGGAGGGAGAUCUUGUCAGUGUCAUGGAGAAGUGCGAUGAUGGCUGGUUUGUUGGUACCUCGAAGAGGACAAAACAGUUUGGCACGUUUCCAGGAAAUUAUGUAAAAGAGGUCAACUUAUAACCUGUCAACAAACAUUUAUAGUGUGAGGAGAACCUAGCUCUAACCCUUGGUUGCCUGUUGAGUGUUGGGAAAUAAUUACUAUUACUCUUGACUUUUUAAAUUAGGACAGUUAUUUAGUCAAGUGAAUAUGUUUGUCUAAUGUAAGUGAUCAGUUUGGUCUGAGGUAUGUUAAGGUGCAUAAGGUGACAAUAGGAGAAAGCUAGCUGUUGACACUCUGCCCAAUCGUCAGUGUGGUGUACACAUACCGUAACCAAGUCCUGCACCAUGGCUGAAUUUAUCAUAUGAUAUUCUAACAAUGGAAUUUUUAGUAAAACAAUUCAAUGUCACACACUGCAGCAUACACUGAGUGUACAAAACAUUAGGAACACCUUCCUAAUAUUGAGUUGCACCCCCCUUUACCCUCAAAACAGCCUCAAUUCAUCGGGGCAUGGACUCAAA